UUUUACAAAAAUAAUAGCCAUUCGGUUGUUGUUUUUUUAAACCUGUAUCUGAUUUCUAAUAUAAAAUUGUUUAGGUCAUUACGUUAAGCAUUCGUUUACUUUAUUUGUUUACUUUAAGUCUGUGUUUUAAGACUUCGACUGUUGGUGGUGGUGAUGCACCAAAACGUCGACCAACAAAUAUAGGACAGAAGAAGAAACACGGAACUGUCAAACAGCAUAAUGUAGAUGCAUGCCUGUAAAAAGAAAACAACAUUUUUUUAUUCUGUUAGUGUCCGUUGAAACAAUGGCGUCUGACAGACAACAGUGUUCGUGUUGCUCCCAUCCAGUCUCCUCUCCUAGUGUUUACCAGACGCUGAGUGAAAUGGAUUUUGAACGAGGUAUCUGGUCUGCUGCAAUGGAUGGGGACUUGGAGAGGGUUAGGUCCCUGGUCCAGAAGGGCACAGACCUUAACCUGAGAGACUCCGCUGGAUACACAGCUCUGCACUAUGCAAGUCGCAGUGGUCAUCACGCUGUAUGCAAGUUUCUUCUCGAGAAUGGUGCUUGUGCAUCUCCCCAGACACCAGGCGGUGCCACACCGCUCCAUCGAGCAGCUUACUGCGGCCAUCUGGAAGUGGUUAGACUCCUGCUGCACCACAGAGCAGAUCCAAAGGUCUUUGAUGACGAUGGUGCAUCUCCUUUACAUAAGGCUGCAGAACAGGGACACGGAGAGGUAUGUCAGCUGCUUGUCGAGCACUGUGCAGCGCUCUGCAGCCAGGUGAACAAGAGGCUCCAGCUCCCCUUCCAGCUGGCACCGCAGGGAGACCUGCAGGAGCUCUUAAAACCAUCUGACGACAGACACGCUGCAUCUGGGGCAUGCUGAGAUCAGAUAAAUGACAUAAGCUCCACAUAUACUGGGUGUGGUCCGCAUAGGUCAGAACACUGAUCUUGACCCGGAUUCACUAAAUUACAUGUGGCAGCUUUUUUCCUCAAUUGAACAUCAGAAACAAGCCAAACUGGGUGGAAACAACAUUAUAUUUUCUAAGAAAAGAAAAAAGACCCCAGGCACUCUCAAUGUGAAAAUUCUCAUAAAAAGCCUUUAUUUAGAUGAAAAUUUCAUAUCUAAAUCUUACAUUAAGGGUAGAGCUGGACAGCAAAUCACGCAUAUUGGCACAAAGCAGCCUUCUUUAGGAAGUGCAUUUUCUAGCUUCAUACCAUAAACCUUAUCCUGUUUUUCUUUUUUUGUUUACUGCUUGUGUAGUUUAUAUCCACUGCGUUACGGGAUUGCUGCGGUGACCCCAGAAAUUUCGCCAGUUGUCCCUCUUUAAGGCCGGAUGUCCGUUACCUUUGGCUUUCUUUGUGUUGUAAUUUUAAACUCCAACGGAUUUCUGAGGACUAUAUUGACCUGCUCCUCAGAUCUCUGCCGGGUAAAUCCAGACAGCUAGCUAGACUUUCUGUUCAAUCUGAGUUUUCUGUUGCACGACUAAAACAACCUUUUAACUACACAUGUUCCACCAAAACAAGUUCCUUCCAGAGGCUAUUUUGCAGCUGCACCGGGGCUCGGUCCGGCUCUUAGCGCCGCCCAUGAAAAUUGUGAUUGGUUUAAAGAAAUGCCAAUAAACCAGAGCACAUUUUUCUCCCAUCCCGGAAUGCUGUGUGGACUAGGCAGACCCUACUCCGCAGCACUGUGGUGGAAGGUCUGGCAAUGGGACACUACCGCUUGUGUAGUAAUUACACCUCCUUAGCUAUAGAAAAGCCCAUGCUACACUUGUCCACCACGAAAUUUGGGCCAGUCGUUUUUCCGGUAAAAUAACAAUUCUGUUUGCACACGUGAAGAGUAAGUUACAUCUGAGGUAUUUAGUGUUAGGUUUGAGUGAUAAGGAAAUAGACAAAUUUGAUUGAUCAGUGGGCAAAAUCAAGGGAAUACAACCACCUCACAAUCUGAUGCUGGUAAAUCUUUGAUAUUAAAGGUGUGUAGGUGCAAUGAUCUUUAAUAUGGAUUAUUUCACUGUGGAAUUAGCCUGACAUACAGAUUUCUUAAUUCAAUUCAAGAACUAGCAGGUGAACAAGUAACCUGACAGAGUGACAGGAACAACAGUCCAGUGUAAAAAGCACACAUUCUUGUUAUGAGUGCUGAAGUUUCUCUCUUCUCUUUUAUAUUAAUCCACUUAAACCAUCUAUUUGUAAAACUUGAAAUGAAUUUGUGCAGCGUUUUCUCUCAAUGCAGCAUGAAUUGGUAUUUUCUUUAAACAUGUGACAUGUUUAACAAAGCAGUUUAUAUUAAACUGGAGGAGAGCAUC
Messenger RNA from Etheostoma cragini (Arkansas darter), 2276 nucleotides. It is a transcript of the gene ankrd39, whose product is annotated as ankyrin repeat domain 39. The transcript is spliced from 4 exons. Gene Ontology annotation, molecular function: protein binding. The coding region runs from base 230 to 859 and encodes 209 amino acids. NCBI's taxonomy places the organism in Eukaryota, Metazoa, Chordata, Actinopteri, Perciformes, Percidae. The record is from RefSeq and is a predicted model, not a curated record.